CUCUAUGCUUGACGAUGUUUUCUUCAUUGUCCGUAAAUGUGUUCGACGUUCCCUGAGUUCAUCCUCAGUUGAUUGUGUAUGCGCAGUGUUGAAUAAUGGUGCCGGUUAUCCGGGCGCUGGGUGGACUGCAGAGGCGUACCAAACAGCGCAGACAGCCUAUAACGUUAUACAGCAUGGAAAAACAGUUGCGGAUGCUGGUCCUGAAAAGCAAAAAGAGAUUUUCAUAACAGCACUGAACAAUGUUCGGGCUUCUGCCGAAUGUACAAAAACGCUGAAGAAAGGGCUGUUGAGUGAAGUUGAGAAAGGGAAACUGGAGAAUGCUGUUAGUCAGCUGGACGACUUGGUACGAAAGUUUGACAGCUCCGCGAAUGUUGGCGUUGACAAAUUAUGUGCAGCAGCAUUUCGGCCAAAGCUAAAGUCGAGCAUGGAACUUUAUUUGAAUGUGUCUCAUACGCCGUCUGAUAGUGAAUUCGCGGAUUUUGAAGCUGACGAUCCGUUUAUGGAAAACUUCAUUGCAACACUGGAUCGACAUUUGGCAUCAUUCGAGCCUUUACUUAUUUCUGUUAAUUAUACCAUAGUGUCCUUAAUAAAUGUGGAUAGCGUUGGCGAAGCGGAGGAGUGUUUCCAGCAGUUACAGCACCACAUUCGAAUGCUAACAAGUGAGGAGGCAAUGAAAGUUCUUGUUCUGAGAAUUGAUUUGCCUUCCGAUGCCAUCAAAAAUGCGUCCUUUUAAUU
Messenger RNA from Gongylonema pulchrum, 735 nucleotides. Lineage: Eukaryota; Metazoa; Nematoda; Chromadorea; Rhabditida; Gongylonematidae. The record is from the annotation of a GenBank genome assembly.